Messenger RNA from Prorocentrum cordatum, 2530 nucleotides. The record is from the annotation of a GenBank genome assembly. Lineage: Eukaryota; Dinophyceae; Prorocentrales; Prorocentraceae.
GUUGGCGAGGAACGCAAUCUAUGGCCCCUUCGACGAGGGCAGGAGGUUCAAGGAGUUAAAGGACAUCGCGAAGGAGGUAAAGACGUUCGUCAGCCCUCUCAAGUGCCCGAAAUUUUGCGAGGCGUUGCCCGCCAUCCUCGAGGAGAUGGGAGAGCCCGCGCGCAUUAUGGAGAUUGGCAUCGAGGAGGAGGUGUGGAAUGGCAUGGCCGAAGUCGGCUUCGGCGAGGUGACUGGCAGGAAGGACAACCCCGCCAGGUGGCUUGGCGACCAUUAUGCUUCUCGCAUCGACCGCGAUCAGUUCACGAUGCGCGCCGUCUGCUUCUCUCACGCGGCCAUGGUGCGCGAGCAGCCGAGCACGAAGAAGCUCGGAGUCAAGAUGAAGGAGCUGCACAGCGAACCGAACCAGCACGGGGGCAACGACCAGGCCGUGAGCAUGAAGUCGGUGGCCGCCGAGCUGAAGCGCGCGAGGAUGGCCACGCAGGACCAAGUGGAGGUUGCGAUCGUCUACUACAACAACAAGCAGAACAAGAACAUCGACAGGGCGACAUUCGCCAUCCGCGAGCCGUGGGCUCAAUGGCAUAGCCACAACAACUGGCACCUCAGGGAUCUCACGAACGUCACGGACUGGGAGGGGAUGAUGGCUUACCUCGGCUUCGCUGUGGAUCACAGCCAUGUCAACGUGAACGAAGUGUCCGCGCCCCACCCGCUUCUGAAGAUCGAGGGCGACAUGGCCGAGUUGAUCGGCGCUUACUCCCUCGUCCUGAACGCUUGUCGCUUCAAGAGGCUCUUCAAGUUGAUGAGGGGCUGGCCCAAGCACUUGGUGGCGGCCCUCGGUGACCUCGCUUCCCAGGACAGGGUCUUCGCCCUCUUCAAGCAAGACUACGAGAACUGGAAGGCACUCGGCGACGACACGGUUGGCUUCAGGGCUCUGUCGGGGAUUAUGGCUCGCUUGAAGAAGAGCUCGCCUUUCAACCUCGUUCCAGUUCGGCAGCAUCUCGGCAUUCUUAUCGAAUCGGGGUUCCAGAGGACCUCGAGGUACAUGGAGUUCCUCAGCGAGAAUCGGACGAGGCCACUGCUGUCCCAGAUCGCCGAGGAUUGCUUCUGCAGGUCAGCCAAGGACAUUCAGCACGCCUUGGGCCAAGACCGAGGGAUCGACAGAGAUUUCGCGAACUUGAUCGUGAAGGAUGUCGUCUCGAAAGUUCACCGCCACAAGGACAUCAAUUGGAAGUUCGAGCCGCUCGUCAGAAACCCCAGGAUCCCCAAAGAGGUGUAUCAGAACACGCCCGACGACGUGAAGGCGAUCGGCCUCCAGAACAUCAUUGGCCCCAACCAGUCUCCGAAGUGGUCCAACCAGAGCGUUGCCAACGACUCCAAGCCGACUUUCGAGAUGGACAUGCUGGAGUUCUGCAGGGCCAGCGGCGUCAACGUCUCCACCGCAGAGAAGCACUGGUACUGCGCCUUGGCGAAGCAGGGCAAGGUCGCCAUCAAAAUGAAGGGGUCCCCCGACUCGGACUACGGCAUCGUCAUGGGUGACAUGUGCGGCAUCGGCGCAUUGACUGCCAAGCUCAAGCCUUUCAAAUACAGGUCUGGGCGCGACUUCUACAUGAUCGACUUCGACGCUGCGGCCCCGCUCAAGAUGACUUACGUAUUUGAUCCAUCGGAGUGGGAUGCCCUGCCUUUGUCCUGGACGUCACCGCUGAUGCAGUUUGUCGCGGAGGGGGGGCGCAGCUUGCCAGGUGGCAUCGAGAAGUACUGCAUGAGGCUCGAACCAACUGGGCCUGCUGACAGUCUGUUGCGAGUGGCUGCCAAGAACGCCUUUUGGGAUCUGGGAUUGUCAGUGUUGAAGACAUUCCACAAAGACCUUUGCGUCGACCCCCCUGGCGGCCUCGACCUUUUCGAGACCUUGCAGGCGCUGGUGACGCACGUCUUGAAGCCGACAGAUCUGGACCUGUGCGAAAUCUUGCGGAAGCGUUGCUUCGUGAAGUUCGUCGGCGAGGACGGCUUGGUGGACAUCCAGGGGGCGAUGGAUUGCAUGGCGAAGGAAGAGCAGAAGAUGACGAGAGAGACGCUGUCUGAGAAGGACGCCCAGAAGCAGAUCAGGAAGGAAUACACCGCGAAGUUCAACGUCUACCGCAAGGAGGUGAAGGCGGUGCGCACUGCCGAGGCUGCCGAUCAGAACCGCACCAAGCAGGAGCUGAAGAAGUGGAAGGGGCCAAUCGAGCCGCCCAAGGACGGGAUCGUGCACUCCGAGGCGAAGAAGUUCCCCCCACCUGGGGCGAGCCUGUGGAGGGGUCUCACAGGCACGGGCGCGUGGCACGUCCACACCCCCCCGCACUACAAGUCCAAGACGUGGCUCGAGGCUGGCAGCUACGACAACGCGCUCAGGUUCGCCCUGGCCUUCGCCUGGAAGAAGUACCUCAAGAGCAAAGACCUCGGCGACUCGCGCUGCCCGAUCAAGGGCCUGCUGAAGCACUACACGGACGAUGGGGAGCAGGCGGCCACCGCAGCCGCGAGCUCGUCGAGGGGAUGA